Phlebotomus papatasi is the source of this 5028-nucleotide messenger RNA. RefSeq lists its product as uncharacterized. Gene Ontology annotation, biological process: DNA integration; proteolysis. The transcript has a single exon. The record is from RefSeq and is a predicted model, not a curated record. Lineage: Eukaryota; Metazoa; Arthropoda; Insecta; Diptera; Psychodidae. The coding region runs from base 1 to 5028 and encodes 1675 amino acids. Gene Ontology annotation, molecular function: aspartic-type endopeptidase activity; nucleic acid binding.
AUGAAUCAUCAAAUGCGAGCUGAAGACCGCAAUCAAGAACUGUUUCGUCAAUUAGGUGCUGCCAUAUCCGCUAUUCCCACUGCCACAACACAACAGGAGCCUCACUCCAACAAACUUCCCACACUCGAUGUUCCGAAAUUUUCUGGUGAUCGUACUCAAUGGUCUCAUUUUAAGGGAAUGUUCAGGAGCAUUGUUCACGAUAACCGUCGGCUGUCCAGAAUUCAGAAGUUACAAUACCUUAUGUCCUAUCUGACGGGAAAUGCCCUUAAGUUAGUCGAGAAUACUCCUCUGUCUGACCAUGGAUAUGAGUCCGCUUGGAGGUUAUUGCAAAAACAUUUUGAUGAUGGAUUUACAGUUGUUCAUUGCGAGAUUGAAAGGUUUUGUAAAAUCCCAGCCAUCACCACACCAAAUGUGUCAUCUUUCACAACCCUUUAUGCUACUACAGUGUCCGUCCUUGAUUCGUUAGAUGGACAAAAUGCCACUUCCCGUGAUCCUUGGGUGAUUUACCUACUGCUCUCCAAGCUUGAUUCAGAGACUAAGGCUUUAUGGUCGCGAGAGGUUUCAGCCUUGACCCCUACCCUUGAUAAAUUCUUAGAUUUUCUAUCUGCACGCCUCAAGUCAUUGGAGAUGUGCCAAGCUACUCCGUCUAGUGACUAUGAUAAGACAACAACCAAGAUUGCUUCGUCCAAGCCUGUGCGGCCACGUCUUAGUCUGGCUGCUGUCACGGGCGAGUCAUCUCCCACUCCGUGUUUCGCCUGUCAAGAAACCGAUCAUAGACUUUUCCGGUGCCCCAAGUUUCUUGGGAUGUUCCCUUCUGAUCGCCUUAACAUCGUCAGACAAAACAAUUUAUGCCGCAAGUGUAUAACUAGCACUCAUAACACUAGAGAUUGCACCUUUUUUCCGUGUAGGAAGUGUGCAGGUCCGCAUAACACCUUGCUUCAUGAGGCUUUUCAAUCAUCCAACCAACCCACAUCUGCUCAAAGACCCUCUGUUGCAAAAACGAGGUCCACUCCUGCAUUAGCUGCGCCCUUAACUACCUGCCAAACUGACCAAGUUAAUUCAAGUUCACAACCAUCAGGUCCAACUGAUUCAACGGCGCCCGCCACUUCAGACGAUGUGAACCAAGUGGCCAAUGUGUCUUCCAUUACCGCUCCACGCCAAUUCCAAAGAGUAUUCCUUGAAACAGCUGUGGUACAUGUUUUCAACAGACACGGCGUACCAGUCCAAUGCCGGGCAUUGCUAGAUUCAGGUGCUCAAGCCAGCCUAAUUUCGCAGGCAUUAUAUCAAAGACUCAAGUUACCUAAGACCCUGUCGGAUUUGUAUAUUGGUGGAGUGGUGGAGGGGGGCGCGAGGGCGAGAUAUCAGACAAAUUGUGCCUUUCGGUCUCUUUCACAAGAUGCAAACUUCUCUAUUAGUUGUCACAUUGUGCCCUCGGUUCUUCAACAAAAAAUCCCGAAUUGGAAGGUAGAUGUCACCCAGAUUCAAAUUCCAGACUCUCUCGUGCUCGCAGAUCCCACUUGGCAUGAACCCCAGGCAAUAGAUUUGUUGAUUAGUAACGAAAUAUAUAAUGACCUCAUGACAGGUGUAGUACGUCGCCUAGGUCCGGGUCUACCCGUUUUAAAGGAAACCAUGCUUGGUUGGGUCGUCUCUGGGCCCCUUUCCAUCCCUGAAAGAAGUGACUCUGUGGUCAUUGUUGCCGCGACGUUGUCUUCCAUAGACAAAACCCUGAAGAGAUUCUGGGAAUCAGAAGAGCCUUAUGUGGCUCCGGUUCUGCCACCCGAUCAUGAGAAAGUUGAGAAAUGCUAUCGUGAAACCACUGUUCGUACGUCCUCCGGUCGAUACAUGGUCCAGUUGCCCCUUGGUCCCAAUCUUAAUCGUCUUGGGGAUAACCUUGGUCAUGCGACCCGUCAAUUUUUGAGCCUCGAGACCAGACUCAAUCGGAAUCCAGACCUUAAAAAACAAUAUCAGGCUGCCAUGCAAGAGAAUUUUGACUCCAACUUCUUUGAAGAAGUCCCGCUUCAAGAGAUGUUGAACCCCAGUUAUUAUUUGCCCCACCAUUGUGUUCUAAAAACAUCGGGAGACUCCACCAAAAUUCGCAUCGUAAUGAACGCGAGCUCCAAAUCCCAGACUGGAAUAAGUUUGAAUGAUGUCGCUCUCAUGGGACCUGUUGUCCAACCAGAUAUCGUGACAACCCUUCUCAGAUUUAGGGAACACCCUGUGGCUUUUAUCUGCGACAUCAAAAAGAUGUAUCCGCAAAUUCUUCUUCAUCCGCCUCACCGUGACUUUCAUAGAAUCCUUUGGAGAACGGAUUCCGAUCAGCCAAUCAAACAUUAUCGGGCCCUCGGUGUCUGUUUUGGGGUUACAUCCUCCCCAUAUUUGGCCACCCGAACUCUUGUCGACCUGAGUGAUCAAGGUAAAACCUCUCACCCCUUGGCUAGUCGCCUGUUGAAAGAAAACUUUUAUGUAGAUGAUUGUCUAGCGUCAUUUGCAACAGUGGAAGAAGCUAAACACGGUGCGGCACAACUUACUGACCUUUUGGGAAGUGCUGGUAUGUCUUUAUCCAAGUGGAACUCUAAUUCCUUAUCGGUUAUCCCGGAAAAACAAUCAGAAGAAGAACGUCUGCUCCCUGAAGCAUCGUCCACUCUGGGCAUGACCUGGCAUGUCACGGCUGACUACUUUGUUUACAAACGGGCUCCCGGUUCUGCCCCUUCACUCACGAAGAGGGGCUUGUUAUCAUGUUUGGCAUCUUUGUAUGACCCAUUGGGGCUGAUCACUCCAAUUAUAGUACUAGGGAAAUUGAUUCUCCAAUCACUAUGGGUAGCAGGAUUGGACUGGGAUAGUCCACUCCCGGAUCACAUUGUCCAUUCAUGGACAAAAUUCUACAACGCUCUGCCAGCUGUCGAAGAAAUCCAAAUCCCCAGAUGUGUGUCUGACUAUUCCCAGUUCUUUCUCAAAGAAGUUCACGUUUUUGCUGAUAGCAGCUCGUACGCAUAUGGUGCAGUGGCAUAUGCAGUCACCGUUAGCCAAAUUCAACCAGCUCAAGCCAUGUCACGGAUUAUGAUUGCUAAGUCCCGGGUCGCACCCACUGCCCCCACUACCAUACCUCAGUUGGAACUUCGUGCGGCUUUGUUGGCCGCUCAACUCCUCCACAAAAUACGCGAGUCUGUCCUAGUUUCUGAGUAUUUUCUGUGGACGGAUUCAACGAUAGUACUUUGCCAAAUCCGAUCCACUCGCCUUCGUCUAGAACCUUUUCAACUCAGUAGAAUCACAAAAAUCCAAGCUCUCACUGACACUUCACGCUGGCAUUAUGUGCCAACUCAUUUAAAUCCUGCUGAUAUGGUCUCAAGGGGCAUGUACCCUCGAGAGCUUCGAGAUUCUGAUUCUUGGUGGAAUGGCCCCGCGUUCGUAAUACAAGAUGCUUCCAUGUGGCCCAAUGACCCUUCUCAGCACAGUGCAUUAUCGAUGGUCAUUACUAAUAAGCCUACUCAUUCAGAACCUCCUUUCCAUCCAUCUUUCCAAGAGCAUCUCGUCUCUUUAACCAAUAAUUAUGAACGGUUGCUCCGAAUCCUAGAAUAUGUCCGUCGCUUCCUGAAAAAACCAUCCGCUCGUAAUCGAGGACUUCCCAGUACCCAAGAAUUACAAGAGUCAGAAAAAUCCCUGAUUCGGAGUGCACAGAACGACCAGCUCGAGGAGGCAAGGCAGGCCAUAAAAAAUGGCGCAUUACACCGCUCCCAGAGAUUCAAACAUGUGCACCAGCUGUGCCCCUUCAUUGACGGGGAAGGACUGAUCAGAGUGGGAGGCAGAUUGGAAGGGUCAACUGCAACUUAUGAUACCAAACAUCCAAUUUUACUACCAAAAUGUAAAUUGACCUAUUUGAUUGCCAUGCACUUCCAUCGUACACAAAAGCAUAUUGGUCCCCAAGCUCUCCUCGCUACCCUCCGACAGAUCUAUUGGCCUUUAGGUGGGAGAAGUUUGACGCGUAAGGUGGUUAGGGAAUGCAUAACCUGCUGGAAGCAGCGUCCGGUGGUUGCGCAACAAAGGAUGGGAGAUCUACCAUCUCAUCGCGUGGAUUACAGCCCCCCUUUCUCUGUGUGUGGAGUUGAUUUUUGUGGGCCGGUCCUCACGCGUCCCAGUUUUAGGAGAGGAGGUGCAUCAUAUCAAACCUAUAUAUGUGUGUUUGUAUGCUUUGUCACAAAGGCAGUCCACAUAGAAGUAGUAAGCAGUCUAUCCACUGAGGCAUUCAUCGCGGCCCUUCGAAGAUUUUCGUCUAGAAGAGGAGUCCCCGGUCACAUUUAUUGUGACAAUGGAACCAAUUUCAAGGGUGCUUGCAAUCUCUUGGAAAAAUUUUGGAUGUCCUUACAAGAAGACUCAGUCCUCCAGGAAGAGGUCGCCAGAAUGAGAACAAAUUGGCAUUUCAAUCCCGCUAGGUCUCCACAUCACGGGGGACUCUAUGAAGCUGCGGUAAAGUCCCUCAAACACAAUCUGGUUAGGGAGGUUGGCCAAACCAUCCUAACGUUUGAAGAAUUAUCAACCGUUACCUCCCAAAUAGAAGCUAUUCUUAAUAGUCGCCCGAUCUCGCCACUGUCUGAGGAUCCUAACGAACUGACAGCGCUCACCCCAGGUCAUUUCUUGAUCGGUCGUCCACUAAACUCCAUUCCUGAUUAUGAACUCACAAAUCUCUCUCCUCAUGCCCUUACUCGAUGGCAGUUGUGUCAGAAGGUACUUCAACAUUUUGCAGACCGCUGGAGGCAAGAAUAUCUGCACACUCUUCAAAGGCGCUCAAAAUGGUCAGAAACUCAUGACAAUCUUGGGGUUGGAGACAUUGUGAUUAUCUGUGAGAAAACCUCAUCUCAUUCCUACCCACUAGGUAUAAUUGAACGACUCCAUCCUGGUAAAGAUGGUAGAUGCAGAGUGGUCACUAUACGUACGGCAAGGGGAACCUUCACUAGAGCAAUCCAAAAUAUUUCAAAAAUGCCAAUUGAGGGAUUACCACCCUCUUCAUCGCGGGGGGAGCAUGUUCAAGCAUAA